CGGACGUCACUAUCAACGUACAAGUAUGGUGAUGGUUCCGAGUUUACGAAUUAGCAAAUUGUACCUUUAAACAUCCCGGGCCUGAUACAAGCUUAUCGAGCACCUCAUAUCUACAAACGAUCCGGUACUGCCUUCAUACCAUAAACACUGCCUGCAGGGGCUUCGAGACACGAGCAGCCAAUCCGCACCCAUGGGUUACUCAAUUCUCAUGCAUACCCUAUUACGCAGAGACGACAGCCAGCAAACAGGGCCAUCAGCAGCUGUUUGGGUACCCAUAGUGCUUGUCAUUGUGUGCCUCGUGGCGUUCUCUGUUUGGAGAUGCCGACAGAGAGACAGAAAGGCACUCCGUAAUGAGGCACAGUCGGGCAUUUAGUCAAAUAAUGUGAUGGAUAUAACACCAGUCAUCGGCCUGGGAGCUGAGGACACACCCGUGGUCAUCAACAGGCGGGACAUGGCGCCU
Molecule: messenger RNA, 460 nt
Organism: Truncatella angustata
Lineage: Eukaryota; Fungi; Ascomycota; Sordariomycetes; Amphisphaeriales; Sporocadaceae
Exons: 1
Coding region: 191-373 (60 amino acids)
Source: RefSeq, a predicted model, not a curated record